Messenger RNA from Podospora pseudocomata, 2034 nucleotides. RefSeq names its product putative ATP-dependent helicase IRC3 (gene irc3). Gene Ontology annotation, molecular function: hydrolase activity; ATP binding; DNA binding. Lineage: Eukaryota; Fungi; Ascomycota; Sordariomycetes; Sordariales; Podosporaceae. The coding region runs from base 1 to 2034 and encodes 677 amino acids. The transcript has a single exon. The record is from RefSeq and is a predicted model, not a curated record.
AUGAAGCGGCUCAUCAAAACCGCCCUCCGUCUCAAAGAAUCCCCCAAAGACCCAACCACCUCCUUCCAACUCUGGCCCUCCCGCCCCUUCACCACAACCACCACCCGCCUCUCACAAGAAUCACCACCAACCCCCAUCCAACUCCGCGCCUACCAAGAAGAAUGCAUCCAAGCAGUCCUGACCUCCAUAACCCAAGGCCACAAACGCCUCGGCAUCUCCCUCGCCACCGGCGCCGGCAAAACAGUCAUCUUCACCCACCUCAUCGACCGCGUCACACCCCCAAACCCCCAAGCAACCCGCACCCUCAUCCUCGCCCACAGGCGAGAACUAGUCGAGCAAGCCGCCCGCCACUGCCAGUCAGCCUACCCAAACAAGACCGUCGAAGUCGAGCUCGGAAACCUCCAAGCAACCGGCUUUGCCGACAUCACCGUCGCCAGCAUGCAAUCCAUCCUGUCCAAAGACCGUCUCCUGAAGUUUGACCCCUCAAACUACAAACUUGUCCUCGUCGAUGAAGCACACCACAUCGUCGCCCCAGGCUAUCUCAAGAUCUUGGAGCACAUGAACCUCCGGCAAAAGCAACCCGACUCCCCCACUCUGGUCGGCGUAUCAGCCACCUUUUCCCGCUCAGACGGCCUAAAACUAGGAGCGGCCAUCGACGAGAUCGUCUACCACAAGGAUUACAUCGACAUGAUUACGGACAAGUGGCUUUCCGAAGUCGUCUUCACCACCGUCGAGUCCAGAGCCGACCUCUCCGGCGUCCGAGCCAAGGGUGCGGGUGGGACAGGCGAGUUCGAAACCGCCUCGUUGUCAAGAGCCGUCAACUCCCCCGAGCUAAACGACAUUGUCGUUCGAGCCUGGUUUGCAAAAGCCGCACCACCAAAGAGACAGUCCACGCUGGUCUUUUGCGUUGAUCUGAGCCAUGUGGCGGCUUUGACGGAACGGUUUCGGCAUCACGGGAUUGAUGCCAGGUAUGUAUUCGGCGACACCCCGGCCAAGGAGCGGGCGGAAACGCUGGAGAAGUUCAAGAAAAAGGAGUUUCCUGUCUUGCUUAACUGUGGUGUUUUUACCGAGGGGACGGAUAUUCCCAAUAUUGACUGCGUCGUGUUGGCCAGGCCGACGAGGUCGAGGAAUUUGCUGAUACAGAUGAUCGGACGGGGGAUGAGGCUGCAUGAGGGGAAGGAGAAUUGUCAUGUUAUUGACAUGGUGGCGAGUUUGGACGUGGGGAUCAUCACCACGCCGACGCUGUUUGGGCUGGAUCCGGAUGAGUUGGUUGCGGAGAAGACGGGAGGGGAACUUCUCGCUUUGGCGAGAGAGGGGGGAGAGAAGAAGGAGACGGCGGAGGGGAGGGAGAAGAGGAUGUCGAAGGCUGCCAAGAAGGCGUGUCCGACGGGAGAGAGCUACAAGGUGGCGUUUACCGAGUAUGAUUCUGUUUUUGACCUGAUCUCGGAUGCGGCGGGGGAGAAGCAUAUUAGGGCUAUUAGUCAGAAUGCGUGGGUGCAGGUGAAUCCGAACAAGUACGUUUUGAGCACGGAUAGGGAUGUGAUGCGGUUGGAGAAGGAGGUGGCUGAACCCCCACGCGGGAAAGAUGGAGAGGAGGAGGGAGAGAGGAAGACGAUGUGGAAGGGGUAUGUGAUGAGGGCGCUCUCGAAUGGGAAGUCACCGUGGGCGGCGCCGAGGGAGAUAUUAAGGACGAUGGAUUUUAGGGAUGCGGUGCAUGGGUGUGAUAGGUUUGUGGCGGAAUUUUAUGCGCCGUUUUAUAUCUCGCAGAGGAUGCCGUGGAGGAAGGCGCCGGCGUCGGAGGGGCAGCUGAGAUUUUUGAAUAAGCUGAGGUCGAAGCUGGUUCCGCUUGAGCCGGGGGAUAUCACGAGGGGGAAGGCGGCGGAUAUGAUCACCAAGAUUAAGCACGGUGCCAGGGGGAGGUUUGCGGAGUUGGAGGCGGAGAGGAAGAGGAGGGAGAGGAUUAGUAUGUAUGCUGAGAUGGAGAUGCAGAGGAGGGAGAUGGAGAAGGUGUCGGUUGGGCCGGUGGCGUCUUGA